Notolabrus celidotus (New Zealand spotty) is the source of this 2848-nucleotide messenger RNA. RefSeq names its product SLAIN motif family, member 1a (gene slain1a). Lineage: Eukaryota; Metazoa; Chordata; Actinopteri; Labriformes; Labridae. The transcript is spliced from 9 exons. Bases 147 to 2033 code for a protein of 628 amino acids. Gene Ontology annotation, cellular component: microtubule plus-end. Gene Ontology annotation, biological process: microtubule nucleation; positive regulation of microtubule polymerization; cytoplasmic microtubule organization. The record is from RefSeq and is a predicted model, not a curated record.
GCAGCAUCAGUGUGUGUCUGUGUGAGUGUGAGCGUGUGUAGUAGCUUUAAAUGGGGGAAUCUGGACACCCUCUCUGAAUUGAAUAGGACCCUCUGCAGGCAGGCCGUGCUUUUUUUUGUAGCCCCUCUCAAUGUGCGUUUUACCAAAUGGAAGCAGAGGUGUUGAGCCCCCAGAUGAUGGCAGACGUCAAUGGCAACAAUAAAAUCACCAACGCAGAGCUGGAGGUGUUAAAGCUGCAGGAAUUGGUCCGAAAAUUGGAGAAGCAAAACGAACAAUUGCGGACCAGAGCUAACGCUGUAAACAAUUGCUCCGUCGGCCCUCAUCUCCAGACCUCGUUGUCGUGUUUGCACGUCGGUACGUCGUGUGCGAGUGACAAUUUCUCCACUAAAUAUGACAUUUCAAGUCCGUGUGCCCCCGCUGGAUCUCGGGGUUCACCGGAGGAGCCGUUCGCCUAUUUCCAGCCCAGCUCGUUGUCUCCUGACGCCGCUGGGGAGGACAGCGGCGCCGAUGGAGACACAACUGUUUUGGAUGAGGUUGAUAUUUUGGACCUGAACCUGCUCCCUGUAGGAGAGCCUGAUAGCUGGUUGUAUGUGAGCCCCAAAGCCAAGAUGCAGAGUGACUGUGUCCUCAGCCCUCUCCAGUGGUGCAGGCAGGUCCUGGACCACCCCGGGCCUGAGGUGGAGCUGGCCAAGAUGACCCUCUGUCACAGACUCGACCAAGCUAAGCGGAGGCGAGGAGUCUCCUCCGUCCGUCCUUACAGCUGCAUAGAGGGGCUCUCCACCCUCAGCUGCCCCGUCCUGCCUUACUCUAAAUCUGCUGCACUAACAGAGUCCCCAGCCCCGCUGCUGUCCCCCAGCCCGUCUUACAUCCAGCCGUCUCUCCCGCUCAGGAGCAGCUGCAGCCUCAUCGACAGAGCACCCACCUUCCUGUCUAACUCCACUCUCCACAAUGUUGGUCGCCAGCGUGCAGCAAUCACCCCCCAGUCUUCCCUGGACAGUGAGGUGGGAGUGUCAGAGCUGGAUGACGACUCCAUCUCGAUGAGCUACAAACUGCAGGACAUGACAGAUGUGGAGGUCAUGGCACGACUUCAGGAGGAGAGCCUACGACAGGACUACGCCUCUACCUCAGCUACGGUCAGCCGUCGCAGCUCCAGCUUCUCCUUACACUCCCUCAGGCGCAGUGAGAUGGAUCUGGAGGAGGAGGACGAGGAGGACGAGGUGUACGACCAGCUCCCUCCUCCUCAGCCUCGACUCUUCCGCACAGGGUCUAUGCAGCGGGGCAGCCUGCCCCAUUCCCACACCUUCUCCAGUAUCAGAGACUGCAGACGCAGCUCCAUCACCCCUCAGUUUUCUCUCAGUGGACUCUCACAGUACUCCGGACCCACCAGCCUGACCACAGACUCACACACAGUAUACAGAAAUAGCACAGACAAGCUACGCAGAAGCAUGCCCAACCUGAUCCGAGCUCCCAGCAUGCCCAGUGUCCCCAGUAUUCCAUGCCUGGCUUCCCCCGUCAACCCUCCCUCACAUGGCCCAUCCUCCUUACCAACGAUUCCCUCCCUACGGAGCAGCCAGAGCUUUGACUCGUCCAAUGGGCUUGCACGACUCCAGUCCUCCAUUCCUUCUCCAGGCCAGCUCAAUCAGAGGGUCCAAAGCGUGGGCAACUUCCCCACCAUGUCCCGACACCCUCUCAAAGCCACGGCCUACGUAAGCCCCACCGUGCAGCAGGGCCCCACCUCCACCUCCCUGUCCACUUCGGUCAGUCUACACUCCAUCCCCAGCAUGGCCGCUCUGCCUCAGCCCCUCAAACCCAGCAGCAGCAACAGUCUGGUACCUCAGCCCCUAAAAGCCAGCGCCAACCAGCCGGUCAUCCCUCGCAGCUCCCUCCCUCGUCCGGCCUCCUUUGUGGCGACAAGUGGAGUUCCACGUCCGAGUAAAAUCGGCCAACCCACACGCAGUUUGCUGACUCCUCCAAAGAGCAUGGCUGCCCUGAGCGCCCUGAGGGACGGCAGCUGGAAAGACGGCUGCUACUGAACCCAAAUCAGCAUCAAGGUUAAAGAGGUGAACAGGGUAAAGCUGCAUCGAACCUUCUGAUUUGAAUUUUUCAACAUCAGGAGGGACCGUAGUCUUGGGUUAAGACCCAAGAGAGAGUGACUGUUAACAUUUGUAAAGGGCACAAGUCUGAAGGUCAGAGUAGAGACUGAAGACAGAAUGGGUCCAGCAGGCUGGAUCUGAACCUUAACACCUGCUGAAACACAGACUGACACACUUUGAAACAACCUGGCAAUAUUCUGAUAAUCAGUAAUUAAAUGUGAAGUGGAUCUUCUUUAAUAUGUUGUUUUUUGAUUUGUCGUUGUGGAUAGUUAAGGCUUUCAUUCGACAGAAUGAAAAUUUCUCUCCAGUUGAACAGUAAAAGGAAGAAACUCAUGCUUUUGUACAUGCUUUUAAUGAUUUCAUAAGACUAAUUCUGCUGACUGUGAUGUUGGGAAUGAAGUGAAACCUGGAAUUUUGUUACAUCCUGUGCCUGUUUGAAAGUUGUGUAAUUCAUGUCACAUACACAUAUUUAUUGGCUGGACCUCACAGCACUUUGAUCAAACUUAUAAUUAACACUUUAUAAUGAAUAAUCUUUUGUUGUUAAGUACCAUAUGACAUUGGUUAAAGUAAGUGUGCACACAUUAUCUGUUGGCUACCUUCUUUUCAUUAUUGUUUACAUACGAGCUGAUGAUAUUUUUAAUGUUCUUUGAUAAACAUAACCGCUGCAAUGAAAUUGCACAUGAUGCUUUUUAUGGAUGACAAGAACUUGAAGGGGAGGUGAAUUUUUAGAGUGAAUAAAAGCCUUUCAAAAAAUG